AUGGGUGCCAGCGACUCCAAAAUCGGCUUCAAGCAGGGCAUUUUCAGGCUGUCAGAGGAGCGCAACAUUGCGGCGCACGAUCCUUACUGGACCUCGUUCUGGGAACUCCCUGAGUCGUCCGAGGACGUGUUCAGCCUCUUCUCGCCCAACGACAUCCGCCGAACUCGCGAUAAUGCCCUAGAGAACAUCGAGACGUUGAUCCAAGCCUUGAUAGCGCGAAUCCUCAGUUUACGUCAUCAUCCGUCCUUUCCAGAUCCCGAGCAAGCUCCAGAACGCGAUAUCCUCAACUGCAUCAGAGUCCUGACCCGUAUACUGCCCUAUCUCUACGAGAAAGAGAGCCUAGGGCCUUGGGAAGAACGGUUUUUAUGGACUCCACGAGAGGGAAAGGGCCGAAUCCCGACUAAGGAUGAAGUGUUGUUCGAUGAAGCACAGGAGGGCAAGGAACAGUCACAACCCGCGGCGGAGAUCCAAGAGACCUUGAAGCCUCUGGCGGAAGAGCUGAUUGACAUCUUGAUUGAUCUUCUAUUCUUCUCUGGCUUCACUCUCCCUCGGCAACCGGAUGGCCAUUCCAAGGUCACGUAUGCCAUAUGGCAGAGCGGGGUGGGAUGCAAUACCGCCGUGGCAACGACAAAGGAGUUCGAAAGCAACAGAUGCGAAAUCCUUCGGCUGCUCAUGACCCUUGCUGGUCAAAGCAUGUACAUGACUGCUGGAGUGCUGCCGCAGCGUGGGGUGCGGACUCUGACUUACCUGUGCACGUCGUCUGACAAGCAGGUCGUGCUCUCGGUAUUAUGCUCUCUUCUCAACACUACAUUGAAAUACAAUCCAGCCAGCUGGCGGGUGCCAUACAACACUUUGGUGUUUAGAGACACCAAGCAGGUCCUUCCGCUUCAAGAGAAGACUUCAUACAUUCCCGGCGCCCAAUCCUCCUCGAAUCUUGCGCCGGAGGUCUUGAUGCUUUUCUGGGAGCUGAUUCAAUGCAAUAAACGGUUUCGAUCCUUUAUCAUCGACACCGACAGGGCGCAUGACUCUGUUGUGCUCUCUCUAUUCUAUGCUCUGGAAUACAGAAACGAGGCGUCGAAGCAGGGCGUUGUGCGCAUGUGCGCAUUUCUCCUACAAACACUGAGUGUCGAAGCGAGCUUUGGCUCUCACCUGAACAAGGCUUUUGAAGGCCAGGAAAGCCUUCCCCCGAGCAUCAGGAUCAACGGAUUCAGGGGCUUGAGUGCCUCAACCAGCUCUCAGCUCAUGCAUUUGUUUUCAUUAAUGGCAUCCCCGUCCUUCCUACUUGCCAAUGAGACGAACCACGUCCUUCUACAGUCUCUGUUGGAGUCACUCAACGCAAUUCUUGAAAACAAAUACCGCCAGAAUCCAGAGCUGAUAUUGGCCAUUCUGAGAAACAAGAAGCGGAUCGAGGCACUUCGAUCGUUUACUCUGGAAAGCGGCCAAGAGGAGAUUGAAAAGAUCAACAGGAGAAGAAAAGAGACGGGAAACCACUCCGGGCUGUUUGAUGACGGAUCUCGACGGAGCUCAGCCGAUAGCGUACGGAGUCCAACGAGUGCUCUGUCCCGAAGCCAUUCGUUGGACGAAGCCCCAGCGGACAGCGCAUUCGCUGUGGGAGACGACGAAGAUGACGACAGCGAUGGAGAGCCUCAGGCAACGCCGGCCGCGUCGACCGCUAGCGAAAACCCGUCGCAGGCGUCAUCGGUAACCAACGUCGAAGACGCAGUGCCUGUGCAGCUGCGAGGGAUGUCAGAAAAGGCGCGCGGCAAGAUGCCGGCCAAUGUCCAGUCCUUUUCCCGACAGAAUAGCUCAACAAGCCUUGGCGCAUACUCAACCAGCAAUUCGGCGUUUGGUGGCAGUUUUGAACCAACAGGGUCUUGGAUCGACAGUUGGUUGCCAGAGCUCCCUCUGCACACAAUGUUGACCAUCAUCCAGCAAGCAACAGCUAUUCUCCCACGACAGGCAUUAGCCCGAGAAGCCGCGCCCGACACGCUGCGUCGGAUUCAAAAGAUUGAAUUCCUCGGCCUCGAGCCGUCUCCCAUACGGAUUCACUCCUUUGAAUGGUCGUCGCUGGCACUGGGAUGGUACGAGUCCCUGCUCUGGGGCGUCAUCUUCGCCAGCGAGAUGCAGAUUGCAAGAGGCACCAUGGGCAUAUGGAACGGAACAGCCAUCAAGCUCUUUCGGGUCCAGGAGACGGCACCGGCAGGCCCCACCCUGACCUCACCCAGAGGGGCUGUGGAUGCCGUCGGAAGCAAUAUUGUUUCACGAAUCGGCCAGAUGAAUCUUCGCGGCGCGUCGGCACCAUCGAACUCUGCACCGAGCAGGGGGGGUUCAUGA
This is a messenger RNA of Trichoderma reesei QM6a, 2334 nucleotides long. RefSeq lists its product as uncharacterized. The record is from RefSeq and is a predicted model, not a curated record. Gene Ontology annotation, cellular component: Golgi medial cisterna; membrane; Golgi trans cisterna. Lineage: Eukaryota; Fungi; Ascomycota; Sordariomycetes; Hypocreales; Hypocreaceae. The coding region runs from base 1 to 2334 and encodes 777 amino acids. The transcript has 5 exons.